Molecule: messenger RNA, 2851 nt
Organism: Scleropages formosus (Asian bonytongue)
Lineage: Eukaryota; Metazoa; Chordata; Actinopteri; Osteoglossiformes; Osteoglossidae
Gene: wdr89
Product: WD repeat domain 89
Exons: 2
Coding region: 381-1550 (389 amino acids)
Molecular function (GO): protein binding
Source: RefSeq, a predicted model, not a curated record
GCAGCUAAAGGAAAGAUAAUUUAUUCAAUUUCAUUUGCAAAUAAUCCAUUUCAAUUUGCAAUACAUCAUGAUUUUACACUCAGGCACUUAUUUUAUAAACAACUACAGCCCCCCACAGCAACCUAUUGUGACAUACGUAUGUUUUUUUAGUGUUUAAAAGUACAUAUUUUACUAGUGUAAUAAUGGAUAUGAGAGGAAUAUCCGAAACAGAGUACAGCACCGUGUUUUGCAACAAAGGGAGGCGGGAACAAGUUUGUUCAACGGAACUGUAGCGCGGAGAGCGCGUGUUUCCGGGGGACUGUAAAGUUGUAACACUCGCCGCGUGCGUCCGCCAUCCGGUGGAUGCAAUGAUAUUUAGAAAGCCAUAGCAGGGAGUCACGAUGGACGGCGUGGAGGAGAAGUUUGCCGCGCUGUCUGUGGCCCAUCGCCUGCAGCCCAGUGAGCCCACGUACCUGCUGGACUUGGCGCUUUGCGCCGAUUCGACUUCGGGGGAUGGGCCGGUGGCCGUGUCCUGCUCGAACCGCUCGGUGCGGCUGCACAGCCCGGACAACCUGGCUCUGCUCGGCGAGCUCCGCGGGCACACGGGGGCGCUGUGCGGCGUACGCUUUGCCCACGCCUCCCCGAACCUGUUGUUCUCGGGCUCCGCCGACGGCACUCUGCGGUCCUGGGACACGCGCUCGCCGGUCUCGCGGCCCGUUCAGGUGUUCCAGAGCGCUCCCUCCUACCCCCUGUGCUGCUUCGACGUGAGCUGCAGCGACGCGGUGCUGUGCGCCGGAACAGAACAGCAGGGCGAGGACAGUUUCCUCCUCUUCUGGGAUGCGCGAAUGUUGAAGGGCGGUGCCGGUGGGGUGCUGGGCGUGUACUCCGAGUCCCACAGCGAUGACAUCACGCAAGUGCGCUUUCACCCACGAAACCCAGACCGUCUGGCUUCAGGCUCCACCGACGGCCUGGUCAACGUGUUCGACCUUAGCUGCGGGUCCGAGGAGGAGGCCCUUCUGGCCACGUGCAACUCCAGCUCGUCCGUGAGUACCGUGUGCUGGGCAGGCAAGGGGUACGAGAGACUGCUGUGCCUGAGUCACGACGAAGGUCUCCACCUGUGGGAUUUGGGCCAGCUGGACACAGAGGAGCCUCUCACUAUCCUCAGUGUUGCUGAUGCUCGUGGCUCCGCUGCUCUCCCCUCUGGGGCAGCCCUGGAUUACUUUGUGGGCGGAGCCUGGUCAGAAGUAGAGGAGAAGCUCCUCGUGGUGGGUGGGACGAGGCGCGGGGAGCUCAGCCUCCUGAAGUGCGGUGACCAAGGUCUACAGCUGCUGAAGACGCUGCAGGGUGGUCACUCCGCCACUGUGCGCUGCUUCCUCUGGGACUCCGCAGAAGGUGUUUUGAUCACUGGAGGGGAGGAUGCCCAGCUGCUUCUGUGGAAGCCGGGCGCAGAGGAACUCUCUUCUGAAAAGAGGAGUACCAUGAAAAGCGCGUCCGCCCUACAGCUCAAAACCCGGCGCCAUUUAAAGCACGGCAGCAGGAAAGGAGGAGGAGGGGGUCAAGAGCAGCGCUAGCAAAACUAAGAAGUGACAAGUGUGGGGUUGAUAUUUCCUAGAGACUGAGCUGAUGUCAACAUACGUAAACUUUUGUGCAUUAAUGUAUCGCGAGAAUUCAAGAGAAAAGGUGGUUACAGUGAUGCCUAGUAGCUAUUAGUGAGCGGGGAAAACAGGCCUCCUGCUUCUAAUAGAGGAGAGACUUUCGAAGGAAAUGGCAGGUACUGCACAGGGGCUGUGGGUUCCAGACUCUUGUUUUUUCUCCCAUUAUUCAGUAAUAGUCUGCAGGGUGCUUUUCCAAACCUACUACUGUUUCACAGAAUCUUGAUCUUCUGCUAUAAAUGUACAAAAUGUGGUCCUACAGGACAGUUUUAAGCCUUUUUUUUUUUUUUUUCUUCUUUUUUUUGGGGAAAUAUUAAAUACUGAGCUUCCUGUUGUUCCACUGGCAGUAUUGUGCCAUGAGAUGCGAUAUUAAUGUUUCAUGAGAGUUUAAAGGCUGUGUUUUGUUGUGGAUUUUGAUCUCAGUGAUUCUAAUUCUGCACUCAUUAAGAGCGUAGGCAACACAGGAGGAAUACAGAUGUAAUGACAUUUAAUGACCAUCUGAUGGAUUGUGAUCAAAAAGACACUAAAUUGAGCCUGGUUUUCAUGGUUCAUGGAACAUCAUCAUCAUCAAAGCUUGAUUACGAACUGUCCACAAGGACUUGGGUUCUGUUAUGGGUCACAGAUGAAUACAGUUGUGAGGGUAGCUACAUCUGACAGCCUGUGGUUAUAUAGAUUCUGUUAUGUGAUCUGCACACAACUGUUUUUUAAUAAAUAAUCUUACAUGAUUGAGACCUGUGCUCUGUGGAUUUUUCUAAGAUUAUUAUUUGAAAUGCUUAAACUCCUGUUUGGUACUCAAGUGUUUGGAACCAUGCUUGUUCUGAUGUUUCUGUGCGACAUGUACUCUCUUUUUCUGUUUUCAUGCACUCUAAAGUUUUACAUUUUUUAUUUUUCUAGUUUUUUUUCUUUUUCCUUUUCUCAAAACACCAGUCCAUUCUGAAUUGUUGCUGACAUUUGGGUAUUAGCUGAGUACCAGGAGGUGACUCUCUAACCCCAUUAGGUGGAAGCGCAGCACCGAUGUUGGCCAGUUGCACGGUGCACCACCUUUUUUGCCCUGUUCCACCUAAAUUAACCGCUCUUCACAGUGAGUAUGACCGCACAACACUGCUUAGACAUUUUGUCCAAAGUGGACCCCACAUUGCUUAACAAGAACAUAAACCUGCCAAGUUGAGCUCAACUUCUGUAACCUUGAGAAUUGCACUUAACCUGAAUUGCUGCAGAUG